This is a messenger RNA of Drosophila santomea, 1557 nucleotides long. RefSeq names its product TBC1 domain family member 13. Gene Ontology annotation, molecular function: GTPase activator activity. The record is from RefSeq and is a predicted model, not a curated record. Bases 135 to 1352 code for a protein of 405 amino acids. The transcript is spliced from 6 exons. NCBI's taxonomy places the organism in Eukaryota, Metazoa, Arthropoda, Insecta, Diptera, Drosophilidae. Gene Ontology annotation, biological process: activation of GTPase activity; intracellular protein transport.
GCAACUCCCUCCGUUUUGUUGUGUUUUUAUCUGCAGGUUUCACCCAGCAUUAAACGGAGAUAAAGCUUUAAUUAAGUUUACAAAGGGGUACUGCAAGGACCCAGCAUAGCCCCGCUCAAAUAAGGCCCAAAAAAAUGUCCAUCUUCAAGGCGCGAGUCAAGGAAUUUGAGGACGUUUUGACGGGGCCACAGGACUUAAUUGACCUGAAACAACUCAGGAAACUGGCAUUUAAUGGUGUGCCCGACGUGCAGAGUUUUCGAGCACUCAGCUGGAAGCUGCUCCUUGGCUACUUGGGGCCCAGGCGCAGUAGCUGGACCACGACCUUGGCCCAAAAGCGAGCGCUGUACAAACAGUUCAUCGAGGAGCUGGUUUUGCCACCAGGGCACGCGAGCAAUGGCGGUGGCGUAGACGGAGGAGAUGGGGACAAAGUCGAUUCGGGGGGCGUUGGCCUGCAAGAUCAUCCGCUAAGCGAGGGACCCGAGAGCGCGUGGAACACGUUCUUCAAUGACAACGAGUUCCUACUGCAAAUCGACAAGGACGUGCGGCGCUUGUGUCCGGACAUAUCCUUUUUCCAGCAGCCCACCGAUUAUCCCUGCGAGAUUGUGGUUCACAGCAAAGGAGAGCACGGACGUAGACUCCACGAACGCGUGGUUCCCGCCGUUCUUAGUUCCGCGAAUGUGGAACGCAAAGGCCUGGGCAUGACAAAGCAGCAAAUAAAUUUGAUUACAAAACGCUCCGUUGAAAACUAUGCCGCCAUGGAGGAGGGCCAAGAAGCUCACUGGGAAGUUGUGCAACGCAUUUUAUUCAUCUAUGCCAAACUGAAUCCCGGCCAGGGAUAUGUCCAGGGCAUGAACGAAAUCGUGGGACCCAUUUACUAUGUUAUGGCCUCCGAUCCUGAUCUUUCAUAUCGCGCCCACGCUGAGGCUGAUUGCUUCUUCUGUUUUACCGCCCUGAUGAGCGAGAUAAGAGACUUUUUCAUUAAAACAUUAGACGACGCGGAAGGCGGCAUCAAGUUCAUGAUGGCCAGGCUAUCGAAUAUGCUGAAAUCAAAAGACCCAAGCAUUUACGAGCUGCUUAGAAGCCAAGAGCUGCAUCCGCAGUACUAUAGCUUCAGGUGGCUCACACUGCUCCUCUCGCAGGAGUUUCCAUUGCCGGAUGUACUGCGCAUUUGGGAUUCCGUUUUUGCGGACGAACAGCGUUUUGAUUUUCUGAUCAAAAUAUGCUGUUCAAUGAUACUAAUCCAAAGGGACGCAAUUUUGGAAAACGACUUCGCCUCGAAUGUGAAACUCCUGCAAAACUAUCCGCCAAUUGAUAUUAAUGUUGUGAUUGCUCAUGCCGGUUCAUUGGCGUAGCAGUUCUCUGGGAAAGAAGAAUCCUUGUGCCCAAAUGCUUGCAAAGCCCCCUUAGUUUAUCAACUGAAAGAACCAAGCAAUCAACUAUAUUUUAGUUAGCAGCUAUCUUCGAAACGCACCCUUACAGGAAAUCCAAUAAGUACACGCAUUCACUUUUUUACAUGACUUAUAAUUUGUAUGUCAUUAAUAAACGAAAUAAUUUUAA